AUGCGGAUGGACGGCGGGGUGUCCAGAGCCGGGAGGCAGCUCUGCUCACUUGUGCUUUCCCCCCCCACCGCAGCGGACCCAGUGGUGCAGAUAGAGGGGAGCCCCCAUUGCUGCUACUUCAACUUCAGCCCCAAGAUCAUGUUCACCAAGGUGGUGAAGGCCCAGCUGUGGGUGUACCUGCGGCCCGUGCAGCACACCUCCACCGUCUACUUGCAGAUCCUGCGCCUCAAGCCCGUCACCGAGGAGGGCAGCCGCCACAUCCGCAUCCGCUCCCUCAAGAUCGACCUCAACUCCCGCAUCGGCCACUGGCAGAGCAUUGACUUCAAGCACGUGCUGCAGAACUGGUUCAAGCAGCCGCAGAACAACUGGGGCAUCGAGAUCAACGCCUUUGACCCGAAUGGCAACGACCUGGCAGUCACCUCCCUUGGCCCCGGAGCAGAAGGACUGCAUCCUUUCAUGGAGCUCCGCGUGCUGGAGAACAACAAGCGCUCGCGGCGGAACCUGGGGCUGGAUUGUGACGAGCACUCCACCGAGUCCCGCUGCUGCCGCUACCCGCUGACUGUUGACUUUGAGGCCUUCGGCUGGGACUGGAUUAUCGCCCCCAAGCGGUACAAAGCCAACUACUGCUCGGGGCAGUGCGAGUACAUGUUCAUGCAGAAGUACCCGCACACCCACCUGGUGCAACAGGCCAACCCCCGGGGCUCGGCCGGACCCUGCUGCACCCCCACCAAGAUGUCCCCCAUCAACAUGCUUUACUUCAAUGACAAACAGCAGAUCAUCUAUGGCAAGAUCCCAGGCAUGGUGGUCGACAGAUGUGGCUGCUCUUAGAGCCCAGCGGGUGCUGCCCCAGCCCCGCUCCCGGCCAGUCGCCAAGCCUCAUCUUCGCUUCCCCUUUUUUUAUAGGUAUCAAAAGAACGAACAUGAAAAUGCUUUUUUGAAUGUCGGGGGAGGGGAGAGAGAAAGAAUCCCCCCCCUCCAGAAAAACGAA
Molecule: messenger RNA, 988 nt
Organism: Pelodiscus sinensis (Chinese soft-shelled turtle)
Lineage: Eukaryota; Metazoa; Chordata; Testudines; Trionychidae
Source: RefSeq, a predicted model, not a curated record